AUGUCAUUAUCGCCACGUGGCACCUGUCCUCCCGACACAAACCUCUUCUUCACUAAAAUCUUGAAGUUAACUAAAAAAAAAACACAUCCAAGAUUUGCUUUCUCUUCUCCUCUCCUCUCCUCUCCCAUGGCUUCCUCCUCCACCACAACCACACUCUCCGACCUCCCUGACGUCAUCUUAUCCAACAUCACCGCUCUCGUCACCGACACACGAGCUCGCAACUCCCUCUCCCUCGUCUCCCGAAAAUUCCUCGCCCUCGAGAGAUCAACGCGCUCUCACCUCACUCUCCGCGGCAACGCGCGUGAUCUCCACCUCCUCCCCGGCUGUUUCAGAUCCAUCUCUCACCUCGAUCUCUCCUUCCUCUCCCCGUGGGGCCACUCUCUCCUCUCCUCUCUCCCCAUUGAUCACCAAAACCUCCUCGCUCUCCGUCUCCGCCUCUGCUUCCCCUCCGUCUCCUCCCUCUCCGUCUACGCACGCUCCCCCUCCUCCCUCGAGCUUCUCCUCCCUCAGUGGCCGAGGAUUCGCCACGUCAAGCUCGUACGCUGGCACCAGAGAGCUUCUGAGAUCCCUCUAGGCGGCGACUUCGUAUCCAUCUUCGAGCACUGUGGCGGCUUCCUCGAGUCUUUAGAUCUCUCUGAUUUUUACCACUGGACGGAAGACUUACCUCCCGUUCUCCUCCGUUACGCUGACGUGGCGGGUAAGCUUACUCGUUUGAAUCUAUUAACGGCGUCGUUUAACGAAGGGUACAAGUCUAGUGAGAUAGUUGAUAUCACUAAAGCUUGUCCUAAUCUCAGAGACUUCCGUGUAGCUUGCACUUUUGAUUCACGUUACUUCGAGUUUGUAGGUGACGAGACUCUCUCCGCUGUGUCAACCAACUGUCCUAAACUAAAAGUUCUCCACAUGGUUGACACGGUGGCGGCACUAACGAGUCCUAGAGCGGUUCCAGGUAACGAUGGUGGAGACUCAGCUGUCACGGUGGGGACAUUAGUUGAGGUUUUCUCAGGUUUACCGUGUCUUGAGGAGCUUGUGCUUGACGUAGGGAAGAACGUGAAGCAGAGUGGUGUGGCGUUAGAGGCAUUGAACUCGAAGUGCAAGAAGUUGAGAGCUUUGAAGUUAGGACAGUUCCAAAGUGUUUGCUCUGCUACAGAGUGGCGGCUUGACGGUGUAGCGUUAUGCGGAGGGUUACAGUGUUUGUCGAUUAAAAACUCUUGUGAUUUGAGUGAUAUGGGUUUGGUGGCUAUAGGGAGAGGUUGUUGUAAGCUGAGUAAGUUUGAGAUUCAAGGGUGUGAGAAUGUGACAGUGAAGGGAAUAAGGAGUAUGGUUACUCUUCUGAGGAAGACUUUGACUGAUGUUAGAAUCUCUUGCUGUAAGAAUCUAGAUGCAGCAGCUUCUUUAAAGGCUGUUGAGCCUAUCUAUGAUCGGAUCAAGAAACUGCAUGUUGAUUGUGUGUGGUCUAGUUUAGAGGAGGAAGGAGGUGUGGAGGAGACUAACCAUGAUGAUGAUGAUGAUGAUAACUACGAGAGGAGUCAGAAGAGGUGCAAGUAUUCAUCGGAGGAAGAAGUGAAUGGGUUCUGUUCUGAAGACAGAGUGUGGGAGAAGCUAGAGUAUCUGUCUCUAUGGAUCAAUGUUGGUGAGUUUCUAACACCAUUACCUAUGACAGGACUAGAAGACUGUCCAAACUUGGAAGAGAUUAGGAUCAAGAUAGAAGGAGACUGCAGAGGCAAACGCAAGCCAUCUGAGCCGGAGCUAGGCUUAAGCUGUCUUGCUCUUUAUCCAAAGCUUUCCAAGAUGCAACUAGACUGCGGUGACACAAUCGGUUACGCGUUAACCGCACCUCCCAUGCAGAUGGAUCUAAGCUUGUGGGAAAGGUUCUUCUUGACUGGAAUUGGUAACUUGAGCUUGAGCGAGCUAGAUUAUUGGCCGCCACAGGAUAGAGAUGUUAACCAGAGGAGUCUUUCGCUUCCUGGUGCAGGUCUGUUACAAGAAUGCUUAACUCUGAGGAAACUUUUCAUCCACGGAACAGCUCAUGAGCAUUUCAUGAAUUUUUUGUUGAGGAUCCCUAACUUAAGGGAUGUGCAGCUUAGAGAAGACUAUUAUCCAGCGCCUGAGAAUGAUAUGAGUACAGAGAUGAGAGUUGGUUCUUGUAGUAGAUUUGAGGAUCAGUUGAACAGCCGUGACAUCAUUGACUGA
This is a messenger RNA of Eruca vesicaria subsp. sativa (arugula), 2190 nucleotides long. The record is from the annotation of a GenBank genome assembly. Lineage: Eukaryota; Viridiplantae; Streptophyta; Magnoliopsida; Brassicales; Brassicaceae.